Carcharodon carcharias (great white shark) is the source of this 4300-nucleotide messenger RNA. Its product is annotated as SR-related and CTD-associated factor 4-like. The coding region runs from base 364 to 3369 and encodes 1001 amino acids. Lineage: Eukaryota; Metazoa; Chordata; Chondrichthyes; Lamniformes; Lamnidae. The transcript has 20 exons. Gene Ontology annotation, biological process: negative regulation of termination of RNA polymerase II transcription, poly(A)-coupled. Gene Ontology annotation, molecular function: RNA polymerase II C-terminal domain phosphoserine binding; RNA binding. The record is from RefSeq and is a predicted model, not a curated record. Gene Ontology annotation, cellular component: nucleus.
UGUGCAGCCGCCGCCAUGUUGAUUGAGGCGCGUGUGGAGCCGCUUUGGAGGUGAGAGCGGAGCGGGAGGCGAGCCACAGGAACCGGCCAGGGCCGAGCGACAAAUAGGCGCAGCGGAGCGCGGAUUUCUGACAAAAGUAGAGCACGGUGACCCCUUUCCCCUCCCCCCCGGGCACCGGCAGCAUGGAAGCCGUCAACGCCUUUAACGAUGAGGAUGGGGCUGAUGCUAGCAAUGCUGCAUUUAUUGUUCAUCCCUAGUUGUCUUGAGAAGGUGAUGGCGGUCCUUCUCCGUGAAUCAUUGUGAUCCUUCUGCAUAUGGUUCUUUCAGCAUCAAUGAAGGAACGGAGAUCUGUGUUACAUCAGAAUGCUCUUUUCUCUGAUGGAACUAAAGCCACCAAUUUCUCGGGCAAAAAUGAUCCUUAUUACUAAAGCUGCCAUCAAAGCUAUAAAGCUUUACAAGCAUGUUGUGCAGAUUGUAGAGAAGUUUAUUAAAAAGUGCAAACCAGAAUUUAAAGUUCCAGGAUUGUAUGUUGUCGACUCAAUUGUUCGUCAAUCCCGUCAUCAAUUUGGAGCAGAAAAGGAUGUCUUUGGGCCACGCUUCAGUAAAAAUAUUACCGCGACAUUCCAGUAUUUAUAUAAAUGUCCAUCUGAUGAGAAGAGCAAGAUAGUUCGCGUAUUGAACCUGUGGCAAAAGAAUUGUGUUUUCAAGAUUGAGGUUAUACAGCCAUUAUUAGAUAUGGCAACUGCAACUUCUGCUCCACCUGCAUUGGAAAAUACUGAUAAUAAUACAAGUCCCCCUGUUGCUCCCCCUACACCUGCACAGAUUCCCCAGAUUACUUCUGAUCCUUUGUCUUCAAUACAACAACAGCUACCCAACUCAGAUGCAUUUGUAGCUGUAGCUCAGCUUUUUCAAUCAACACAAGGAGCACAGAUACAGCAGAUAUUACAGAACUUCCAGCAAGCUCCAAAGCCACAAUCGCCAGUUGUGGACAAUAGCAUCAUGUCCCAAGUGGAGGCCUUAACAGCUCAGCUGAAGCCACCAAGUACACAGCCUCCAGAACAAAAGGCUGCCUUUGACAAGAAAUUGCUUGACCGAUUUGAUUAUGAUGAUGAGCCAGAACAAGUCGAUGAAGUGAAGAAGGAAGAGUCUAGUCCACCUCCUGCUCAGACUUCGUUUGGCUACUCUGGGGAAGCUAUACAGCCACCUAUGUAUCAGCAGCUUGGGAUUCGACUGCCAAAUAUGGAACAAUUUCAGCAGACUUUGAUGGGACUCCAGCAGGAGACAUUGCAACAGCAGAUGCCCCCACCUCCCAAUGGACAGUUACCAACGUUUGGGAUGGUUCCUGUUCAUCCAUAUGCAGCUAUGCCUCAGCCUGCUAUGCCACCAGCGCCACCUAUACAGCCUGUUUUUCAGCAAGACUACCAUACUCCAAGUGAACCACCACCACCACAGCAACAACAACAGCAACAACAACAGGAAGUAGAUAUGGAGAUUGAAAAGCCUGACACACGAGAAACAAAACGUCGUAGUGUUGAAAAUAGAAGAUCACGUACUCGGUCUGGAUCCAGAUCACCAAAGAGGAGACGUUCUCGGUCUGGGUCUAGGUCACGAAGGUCAAGACAUAAGCGUUCUCGAUCACGAUCCAGAGAAAGACGGAGGCACUCUCCUCGAUCGCGAUCUCAAGAACGACGUGAAAGAGAGAAGGAGAGAGAACGGCGUCAAAAAGGACUUCCACCAAUUAAGUCUAAAAUUGUUAGCGUUUGCAGCACAACACUCUGGAUAGGACAGCUGGACAAGAGAGCAACUCAACAGGAUGUUGCAAAUCUUCUGGAAGAAUUUGGCCAGAUAGAAUCUUUGAAUAUGAUUCCUCCAAGAGGUUGUGCUUACAUUGUGAUGGUUCAUAGACAAGAUGCAUACCGAGCCUUACAGAAGCUGAGCAGAGGGACGUUCAAAGUCAAUCAAAAGCCUAUAAAGAUUGCUUGGGCCUUAAACAAGGGAAUGAAAACAGAAUACAAACAGUUUUGGGAUGUAGAGCUUGGGGUAUCUUAUAUUCCAUGGGAUAAAGUUAAACCUGAAGAACUGGAGCGUUUGUGUGAAGGAGGAAUGCUGGACAAUGAAACUCUUUGUCCAGAAUGGAAGACUAUUGCAAAGGCCCCAGCAACUGUUGUUGAUGCAGCUGAAAAUGGUAAUACUGCAGUGACACAACCAGAAGAAAUGCCUCAAACUUCUUUGCCAAUACCUACACAGAUUCCUGGAGUUCAGCCAAUUCCAGCUGUUAGUAGACUCCAUCCACCAAACUUUUCAACAAUUCCACCACCUACUUUCAAUCCUGGAGUGCCACCUCCACCACCACCACCACCACCUCCUCCAUUUAUGCGUCCUGGUUUCAAUCCAGUUCAGCCACCACCUGGCUAUCUUCCUCCAGGAGCUAUUCCUCCUCUGAAUGCUGCAAUGCCCAUUGGAAAUACAGGAACUAACAUUCCAACAUGCGAGUCUUCCCAUCUUCCUGGGAAUCAAAGUGGAACUGCUGCUCAUACUCCCUUAAUGAGUGUACAACCACCAAGUCCUGGUCUGUUGGGUGCGCGACCUGGCUUAAUACCGCUACAGCGACCCCCUGGAGUUCCUCCACCUCAUCUGCAAAGGUUUCCUGUUGCUCCACCACGCCCCCUGCUACCACAUUUAUUACAUAGAGGUCCACCACCUCCAGGGCCAGGAGGGUUUGGAGUACCUCCACCUCAUGCCAUGCGAGGUCCCUUUCCACCCCAGAAUGUUUUUGGUCGCCCUGGAGUGGCUGACGAUAGAGAUGGAAGACAAUUUCGGAAUGACAGACAUGGAUUUCCUCCAGGAAGGGAUCGAGACCAAGAGCAACGCUUUGGCAGAUCUGAUUUCAGAAAUCGUCCUUUUGGUGGAAACCGAAAUGAAAAUGAUAACCGUGAUCGUUAUGGAAAUCGUCAUGAAGAGAGAGAUCAUGAUCGUCAUAGUGGUGGACGUGAAAGAAGGGAGUGGGGGAGAAGAAGCUCUGAGCGGGACAGGCACAGAGACUCGGAAGAAAGAAAUAGGCGAUCAAGUGGACAUAGGGAUCGUGAUUCACGAGACAGGGAAUCUCGCAGGGAUAGAGAUAUGGAUCAGCGUGGAAAAGAAAAACCUGAAGACACUGAUGAGGGCAAUGAAAAGCACCACAAAUCUAAUGGCAGCACACAGGAAGAAAUAAUGAAACAAUCGGACGCAAUCCCAGUGCCCGAAUCUGCUAAAGGAGAAUCUGAUUCACCGAACAUGAAUUUGAAAGCCACAGGGAUGCUGGAAUUGGAGCCUACCUCAUCUAAUCAACCUGAUACAAAAGAUUCAGGUGCAGCUGAUGAGGCUCAGUGAUAGAAACUAAUUGUAAUAAAACACAUGAUGUGGUGGUAAUUGAUAUAUGCACCACAUUAUUGUGCUAUGAAGCUUUAGAGUUGUAUAAAAAAUGAUGUAUAAAGUAUUUGCUUCUGCUAUCCCACAGUCCUGUCUAGUUUUAAAAGUUUUAAGCAAAUUGUUUGCUUUCCCCAGUAUUCAAAAUGACCACUCAAUUUACUCCGAAGUCUGAACACCCAAUGACCAGAAAAAAAUCAAAUUUUUGCUGUACGUUUUUAAAACUUUGACAUAAGGUAGAAGUGCUUUCUAUUCUUUUUUAAUUUAAAAAGAUAACAAACGGUGAAAGCUCCUCCAAAAGUUGAGCUUAGGGAUUUGUUUUUAAUAAACUCUAUUUUCUUAACAAACUUUAGAGCGUGUGAUAUUCUUCCUCGGACUUGUGGAGAAAAGAAUGUCAUGGGAUGGAAGAAUAAAGUUGUGAAACACCCUAAAGUUUGAUAUUUUCUAUAUGGGAAGCAAGUCUAAAUUAGACUCUCAUUAGUAUGCGUUCUUUUAAAAAAAAAUGGAAAUUGUUUUUGAACAACCAACCAGAGCCCAAAACAGAUUGCUUUGCAAAGUGUAUUAUAAAAAUAUUAGUGUAUUUCACUGGUGAUGUAUAGAAAACUUAUAAAGUUGCCCACUCAAGAUCAGGAAACAAAUGGUCUGAACAAUACUUUGUUUUAGAACGUUUCUUGAAAGUUUAUUUGUUCUUUUCCCUUAAAUACAGACUGUUUCUUAAAAGUAACAGUUUUCCUGUUUUCUUCUGUUUUGGAUGCUAAUGUAGUUGUAAAAAGAGUAUCACAUGUUUACUGUUCUAAAAAUAGACAACAAUAUUACAGCUGGGUUAAUGAAUGUUGUUUAGAUUUAAUAUAUGGCUGUGUAACUGUUUUAACCAUAAAAAAAUUAUCAUGGAAAA